AUGGAGAUCAUAACCACUGUGCUCCGCUACACGAGGGACCAGCUGGCCGGGCCGGGCCGCGAGGAGCCUCCGCGCCGCCAGCAGAUCAUCCACAGCGGCCACUUCAUGGUGUCGUCGCCACACCGCGAGCACCCGCCCAAGAAGGGCUACGAUUUCGACACGGUCAACAAGCAGACGUGCCAGACCUACAGCUUCGGCAAGACUAGCUCCUGCCACCUGUCCAUCGACGCCUCGCUCACCAAACUCUUCGAGUGCAUGACCCUGGCCUACAGUGGGAAGUUGGUGUCUCCAAAGUGGAAGAAUUUCAAGGGCCUGAAGCUCCAGUGGAGAGACAAGAUCCGGCUCAAUAAUGCCAUCUGGCGGGCGUGGUACAUGCAGUAUUUGGAGAAGCGCAAGAAUCCCGUGUGCCACUUUGUCACUCCACUAGAUGGCUCUGUUGAAGUAGAUGAGCAUCGCAGGCCAGAGGCCAUCACCACAGAAGGGAAGUACUGGAAGAGCCGCAUUGAGAUCGUGAUCCGGGAGUAUCACAAGUGGAGAACCUACUUCAAGAAAAGGCUACAGCAGCACAAGGAUGAGGACCUUUCCAGCCUGGCCCAGGAUGAUGACAUGCUUUAUUGGCACAAACGUGGGGAUGGAUGGAAGACCCCAGUCCCCAUGGAGGAGGACCCACUGCUGGACACAGACAUGCUCAUGUCGGAAUUCAGCGACACCCUCUUCUCAACACUUUCCUCACACCAGCCAGUGGCCUGGCCCAACCCCCGGGAAAUAGGUAACCCACCUCUAGAUCCUUGACUUUGAACACACAGGUUUCCUUCUCUGCCAGCGCCUCCCCAACCUGGCCCCCCAGGGCAGGACUGGCCAACCUCGCUGGCAUCUGAGGGCCACAUGCACUGAGUGGGUGGGGACUGCAAAUGGACCUUCCUGGACAGCUGUCAGGCCCAUGGUGCCCCUGAGAGAAGACUGGGGAUUUGGUCUGAAUCAAUUUCACAUUUCUGAUACUGUCCCCAAGUGAUGGGGCCUUUGGGAAGAAAAUUAGAAGCAUUCCUGGGCAUGACCUUUUACCUGGCCGCAUUCAGGCAUCCAGUUAACACCUCAGGGAAGAGCCCACAGACUAACAGAACUGGGGAUCUCAGCAUCCUGGGAGUGUCUGUUUCCUGAUACU
Leptonychotes weddellii (Weddell seal) is the source of this 1162-nucleotide messenger RNA. NCBI's taxonomy places the organism in Eukaryota, Metazoa, Chordata, Mammalia, Carnivora, Phocidae. The record is from RefSeq and is a predicted model, not a curated record.